Molecule: messenger RNA, 1149 nt
Organism: Solanum tuberosum (potato)
Lineage: Eukaryota; Viridiplantae; Streptophyta; Magnoliopsida; Solanales; Solanaceae
Exons: 7
Coding region: 1-1149 (382 amino acids)
Molecular function (GO): nucleic acid binding
Source: RefSeq, a predicted model, not a curated record
AUGGGUAGUCUAGCCUUCUUAUCUGUUGAGGAGCGACCCUUAGCUUUGGACAUUCAGUCCUUAGCUAAUAGCAUGGUUCGGUUGGAUAUCUCAGAUUCUAGACGCGUCUUGUCCUUUAUGGGAGUUCAGUCUUCUUUGCUUGAUAGGAUUCGUGGUUGCCAGUUUGAGGAUGAUACCUUGGUAAAGGCCGAGCAUUUGAGGCCUGGUGGCGAGUUCCAGAGAUUACCCAUUCCUGAGUGGAAGUGGGAGCGUAUCACUACGGACUUCGUUGUGGGGUUGCCUCGGACUUCUAGAGGUGUUGACAACAUUUGGGUCAUCGUGGAUCAUCGGGGUUCACAGUUCACUUCCAGCUUUCGGAGGGCUUUUCAAGAGGAGUUGGGCACCCGUGUCCACCUUAGUACAUCUUUUCACCCACAGACGGAUGGCCAGUCGGAGGGUACUAUUCAGGUCCUUGAGGAUAUGUUACGGGCCUGUGUUAUGGAUUUUGGAGAACCUAGGCCGCGUGGUACAGACUUGCUUCAGGAGGCCCUGGAUCAGGUGAAGGUGAUGCAGGAUAGGCUCAGGACGGCUCAGAGUUAUGUUGAUCAGAAGCGUCGACCUUUGAGAUUCUCUGUUGAUGACCGGACAGUUGGGGAGGUUGCUUAUGAGUUGGCCCUACCUCCAGCAUUUUCAGCCAUCCACCGAGUGUUUCAUGUUUCAAUGCUGCGAUGGUAUGUUCCUGAUGAGUCCCAUAUUCUCCAGUAUGGUGCAGUCGAGUUGGAUGAUCGUUUGACAUUUGUAGAGGAGCCAGUUGCCAUUCUAGCCAGAGAUGUGAGGAGAUUGCGCUCGAGAGCCAUUCCUGUUGUUAAGGUCCAUUGGAGACAUCGUCCAGUCGAGGAGGCUACCUGGAAGACCGAGCAUGAGAUGCGAGAGCAGUUUCCCAGCUUGUUUGAGCCUUCAGCGGGGCAGCGUUUUGAGGACGUUCGGAAAGGGAAAGCUCCGGAGAAGUUAUUUUGGAGCUCGUGUGAUUGGCCUACAGAACUUGUUAAAGCUUUGCAGGCAUUGGAGCAAAGGAGAUUAAUGAGGAAAGAAGGUUCUUUUGAAGGUUCCUUUCAAGCUAAUUCAGAGAACAACGAGUCAAACAAAGGAAGAAAAGAGAACAAGAAGUAG